AUGUCGACAGACGUCGGCGAUCAGAUCCGGGCGGAAGCCUCCGCCGCAGCGGACGAGGUCAACACGGCCCUGCAGACGUUCCUGAAGGAGCCCGGGACGGCCGGAAGUGAUCUCGAUAAAGGUCAAAGACGGCGCAUAGUGGAUGCCGCCAAUAAAUUGAUCGCUACGGUCAAGGAUCCGGGCGAUGAGUGGUUUGAUGCGACGGCGCAGGUUGCGCAGUUGGGCGCGAACCGGUUGUUCUGGGAGUGGAAGGCUUAUGAUCACAUCCCGUCGGAAGGAAGCAUUUCGUAUGGCGAUCUGGCGGAAAAGGUCCAGGCUGAGACGUCCUUGAUAAGGCGGAUCGGAGGUGUUCUCACUUCCUUGGGUAUCUUGCAACAAGUCGGCGACGACUCCGUCGCUCACACCAGACGUUCACGCAUCUAUAUUGAGGGUCAUCCGGCUGGCCAAAUCGUCGGCAUGGCCUGGGAGAACGGCAUGGUACCAUACGUGCACAUGCCGGCGUACUUUGAAAAGUACGGCCGCAAAGAACCGCAGACCCUCAACCGUGUGCCGGGGACCUACGCCUACGGAACGCCGGAGUACGGAUGGUACGAGAUGCUGCAGCACGACCCGCCGCGCAUGCAGCGCUUCCUCCGGGCCAUGGGGCCGAUCGAGGAGAAGAUGCCCAUUUCCGGGAUCUACGACUUCGGAUGGGUUACCGAGUACGCCAGGACGAACCCGACGGACCGGGCGGUGCUUGUGGACGUCGGCGCCGGCCGGGGCCAGGCCAUCAAGGCCAUCCACCGCGAGAACCCGGAGCUGCCGCUUGGCCGCUGCGUGCUGCAGGACCGGCCUGAGGUGAUCGAGGCCGUUACGCAGCUGGCUGAUGAGGACAUGAGACUUGUGAAGAAGCAAGUGAUCGAUUUCCACAAGGAGCAGCCCGAGAGAGGUGCCCUCGUCUACUGGAUCAGACGGUGUCUGCAUAACUACGGCGACGAGCUCGCGGUGAACAUGCUCCGCAUCAUCGCCGAUGCCAUGGCGAACGACAGCCGGCUCCUGAUCCAGGAGGACGUCAUGGGAAACCCGCCGCACUACACCUCGACGAUGCUGGACUUCAUGAUGCUGACCUUUGGCGGCAAGCAGCGCUCGCUUGAGUGCUGGACCGACGUCCUCGGGCGCGCCGGGCUGGAGAUCCGGAGCGUGUCGAGGGGCCAAGGACCGUGGCGUCACUUGGCCGUGAUUGAGUGCGUCAAAGUAGGGCACAAAUGA
Molecule: messenger RNA, 1248 nt
Organism: Colletotrichum karsti
Lineage: Eukaryota; Fungi; Ascomycota; Sordariomycetes; Glomerellales; Glomerellaceae
Product: O-methyltransferase
Exons: 4
Coding region: 1-1248 (415 amino acids)
Molecular function (GO): O-methyltransferase activity
Source: RefSeq, a predicted model, not a curated record